AUGAUGGAGGGGUACAGAGGGGUCCGAAAUACGUACCAACAACCCACCAAACUCACCCCCUCUCCGCCUCCCGCUCCCUGCGUCAAACAUUCCACGAGUUGGGGUUCGACUCGGACCAUAGCUUCCCCGUUCAUUCUCUACAACAUGACGACCACCCUUCCAAUUUUUUUAGCGUUGAUGUGGGGACGGCAAACCCCAGCUUUGAUUCUAUUUCCAAUGAAAAGGGAGGGUGAGAGGCAUGAUAACCUCUCUCGAACGAUCCUCGAGCUCAGAGGACGACAACGACGAUCAGGAGAAAGGAGGUCAAAUUCACCGAAUAAAAACCAACGACAUUCCAUGUCUUGUUCUCCGGUGAUGGCGUUCCGCGUCCUGAUAGCAUUCACCCAACAAGACUUUCAUUGCGGGGAGCAGUACAUGAUCUGUUCUCGUUUCCUGCUCCUAGCCCUGGGCUGGUCUUAG
Molecule: messenger RNA, 459 nt
Organism: Laccaria bicolor S238N-H82
Lineage: Eukaryota; Fungi; Basidiomycota; Agaricomycetes; Agaricales; Hydnangiaceae
Exons: 2
Coding region: 1-459 (152 amino acids)
Source: RefSeq, a predicted model, not a curated record